AAUAAUAAAUAUUAAAAAAAAAAUUAAGAAAUUUUACAAAAAUUAAGAAAAAUUAUAAAUUGUAAAUAAAAUUUUAGAAAAUAAUAAACUAAACAUUUAUAAAAAUAUUAAAUGAUAACUUAAAGCUAUUCUGAUGACUUACAAUAGAUUUCUGAAGAGGAAUAUUAUUCCUCUACAUAUAGCAUGUUUAAUAAUAAAUAGAUUAACUGUAUCGGAUAUGAUCAACUGGUUUUUGUAGCUAAUUACCCAAACAACAAUAUGACAAAUAGUUAAAAUUUAGAAUCUAAAGCCUAUCCAAUAAAUUUUAAUGCUCUAGAUGAUAUGGAAACAGAAAGUGAGCUAUCUGAUUAAGAUGCAUUUAUAAUAUAAGACAUAAAUCAUGAAAAAAUAAAACUACCAAUAGAUUCAGAAUUUUUGAAUAAAAGUGAUUAAAAAAAUAAUAUUUAUUCUUUAAAUAAUGAAAAUUAAGAAGUGCAGGGUUAGGAAUCUAAAAUAUAGCAAUAACAUAUCACUAAUAUUAUUUAAGAUCAAAUUUAAAACGAAUUGCAUGAAAAUAAAGAUAGUAAACAGGAAUCUUUCGAUCAAAACUUUAAAUUAUAAAAAAAAAAGUCAUAAAUAUAAAAAAAUGAAUAAAAUUAACAUGAUGAAGAAGGUUAAAUUCUUACUCAGUAUUAAAAGAAAAAAAUCUUAAUUGAAUAACUUAAAGAAGCUAAUAUUUUGUUAGAUUGGGAUUGCUAUAAAAAAUAAAAUGUAUUGUAUGAAUACUCAAAUCAAUAAGGUGGGGCAUCAAGAAGGAAAAAAGGAAAAUAUUCAGAAAUUGAUAUUAUAGAUUUACCAAAUCCUAAUUUUGAAACAAAUGGUGCAGUAAAUUCAUCUUAUGCUGUUACAAAAGAAAAAGAAAGAGAAAGAGAAAGCAAGCGCUAAAAAUAAAACAGUAAAUCGUCUUCUAAUGAAAAUCAAUAAAAAGCAAAAUUUGUUAAUUUUUCUUCAGAUGACACAGAUGUAGUUGAAAACAUAAAAACAAAAUCAUCAUUAAAAUUUAUUUAAGAAGAAGAGGGGCCUAUUAUUGAAGCUAUAGAAGUAGAAGAAGAAGAACUGCUCCAAAGAUAAAAAGAAUUCAGAUAAAAUUUAUUCAAAAUGGGUAGAUGCACCAUUCCUUGCAAUAAAACCUUAGUUUCAAGCUAAGUUUAAGCUAUAAUACCAUAAAUAAAACCUAUAGAAGAAGUAAAGGAAACCUGGGUUCUCAAAGAUUUAGACUAGCUUCUUUAAUUUAAAAACUCAGAAUAAUACAAUAAACUUGAAAUAUACAUGAAUUAGGCUUUUGGAGUUAGAAAACCUGAGGAAGUUUUUAAUAUUUUAAAAUUGAAUAAUUAUGAUUUAAAAUAAUCUAUUGACUAUUGCAAUUAUCAGAGAGAUUUUCUUAUUGAUGUAUUUAAAAACAAGGAUUUAGAAAGAAAGAAAAAAUUAAGCAGUAAAAGAAAAUUAGAGAAAAGAGAUUACAUUUGA
This is a messenger RNA of Tetrahymena thermophila SB210, 1506 nucleotides long. RefSeq lists its product as hypothetical. Lineage: Eukaryota; Ciliophora; Oligohymenophorea; Hymenostomatida; Tetrahymenidae. The transcript is spliced from 5 exons. The record is from RefSeq and is a predicted model, not a curated record.